GUGAGAGACUGUGCACUGUAAAAACAUUUAUACUCUCAUAACAGUGCGCGCACCCUCCCUUCGCUCUGUCCCUCUUGACUUGGUGACAGACCUAAAAGCCUUUUGUUGCAAUCUUAGCCAAUGGAGACGGAUUACGACACCGGGCAGCUGAGAUAUAUAAAGAGCCCCUUUUUGACCGCACUUGCACAUUUUUCAGUGACACUUCUGAACAUUCACACACCUCCAUGGACUAAAUUGUAGAGAAGACCCCAAAACAGCCAUUAUACCACACGUGAGCGGGCUAUGCAUUCACCAGGCAGAUAAUUUGUUAACUUUCAAUCAAAACAGCUUCAACCGAGACACACUGGAACGCACUUUUUUUGGGAAAACUUAUUGCCAAAUCUCUUGCCGUUGUUGUUGUUGUUGUUGUUGUUGCUGCUGCUGCUACUGCUGCUGCUUCAGAAUAACAAAACAAAACGCAACUUUGGGUGAUCGUAUUGGAUUAGAUGCAUGUCACUGAUUCCCUGCCUCUUGUAGGCUGAAAGGCAAGGAGCGGCGCAGAUCCGAGAGAGGGGAUAUAACGGAAUAAAGCAAGGGAAAAGGCAAGAAAAGACAGAAAAAGUUGCUUUUCCUGGUGUCCGCGCAUCGUCAUGCCGAGGUACAACUUCUUACUGUGCUUGAUGGUUCUCAUCUCCCUGGGACUGUCGGGGAGCGAUGAGCCCAAUCUGCUGCUGCCUCCUGCCAGCGAGACGCCCACGGAUGCCGGGCUGUCCCUGCUGGACGAGGACGCCGGUUCCCACGAGUGCUCCGCGUGUGUUUGGAGGGAGCAAAGUAAAGUGUUGAGACUGGAAACCAUCAAGUCCCAAAUCCUUAGCAAGCUGCGUCUGAAGCAGGCGCCCAACAUCAGCCGGGAGGUGGUCAAUCAGCUGCUCCCCAAGGCGCCACCGCUCCAGCAGCUCCUGGACCAUCACGACUUCCAGGGGGACGCGUCGUCGCAGGAUGAGUUUAUGGAGGAGGAUGAGUACCAUGCCACCACGGAGUCCGUGAUCACUAUGGCCUCUGAGCCGGAGCCCCUGGUGCAGGUGAACGGGAAGCCCAGCUGCUGCUUCUUCAAGUUCAGCCCCAAACUGAUGUUCACCAAGGUGCUGAAGGCGCAGCUUUGGGUGUACCUGCGACCACUGCAGCAGACCUCCACCGUGUACCUGCAGAUCCUGCGACUGAAGCCCGUCACGGAGCAGGGCAGCCGCCACAUCCGCAUCCGCUCGCUGAAGAUAGAGCUCAACUCCAGGGUGGGCCACUGGCAAAGUAUUGACUUUAAGCACGUGUUGCAGAACUGGUUCAAGCAGCCGCACACCAACUGGGGAAUCGACAUCAACGCCUUCGAUGAGAGCGGCAAUGACCUGGCAGUUACCUCGCUGCGACCCGGAGAGGAGGGGCUGCAGCCGUUCCUGGAAGUGAAGGUUCUGGAGACCACCAAACGUUCUCGAAGAAACCUCGGCCUGGACUGUGACGAACACUCUACCGAGUCUCGCUGCUGUCGCUACCCUCUGACUGUUGACUUCGAGGCGUUCGGCUGGGACUGGAUCAUUGCCCCCAAACGCUACAAAGCCAACUACUGUUCUGGCCAGUGCGAGUACAUGUUCAUGCAGAAAUACCCGCACACCCACUUGGUGCAGCACGCCAACCCCCGAGGCUCGGCAGGGCCCUGCUGUACCCCGACCAAGAUGUCCCCCAUUAACAUGCUCUACUUCAAUGACAAGCAGCAGAUUAUUCAUGGCAAGAUCCCCGGGAUGGUGGUGGAUCGAUGUGGCUGCUCUUAGGCUGCAGUAGGAGACAAAUACCUGUACAGCCCACAUCAAACCACCCAAAACCCUUACGGCGCUCUCCCCUGGCCCCAGAACCCACUCCUCAGCACCAGAUUUCACUUUUGCUCAAAUGACACAAAGCAUCCCACUGUGUUUCCAUUUUUCCAGUAACUAAAUUGAUUCUAACUGUAUAAAAAAGUUAUGAAUGAAAUAUGAAUCAAAAAAGAACUGAGUGAUGGAAAUACAGUACAUUAUGAAUGAUUUAAAGAGGUUGAACUUGUGGAGCAUCUUCAGAAAACGGUAAAUGAGACAGAACUAUGUUAGAGUGUUAAUUUCGUGGGGGUUUUAAAAUAUUUUUAAUGGCAUCUUUAUGAAAUUUCCAGGUUAGAGGAUUGAGAAUAACAGCAUUUGCAUAUAAGCAUUUGCAAUACUUUAAGACAAUUUCAGUUUUAUGGUGAGUUCGGAAAUACUUAUUUUUGCCGAUACACUUACUUACGGGUGAGAUUUGAUCCACAAAAAAAAAAGUUUGCAGGGGAGGGGGGCAUGAUCAGAAUUUUUAUUUUUUUUGCAAUCCAUCACUUUAACGCAAAAGAACUCAUCCAACAAAAUACACACUAAAGUGAGGAAGUUUGGAGGUUAUCUGGAGGUACCGUUAGGAUAAAUCCAAAAUGUUGUUUACAGAUGUUGAGGGAUGCAAAGUGUUAAGGAGAUCCAAAACCAAACCUAUACCCUCUAUUAAUGUAUAACACCCCAGUGUGACAUUCUCGAGUAUCUACGAAACCUCUUCACAGUUACUUUGAUCUUUUAUUUGUAGUCUUGUAAAACUUAAAAAGAAAAGAAAAGAGGUUCUGCCAGUUUAACUCCAUCUCUCAGAGCAGAUGGAUGAAGUCGGUUUAGCUAUUUCGGCCACGCUGAAAAGUACAUAACACAGUUUUAGUUUGCCUUGCACACUAAAAUCUAAACACAAAACUGAAAUGUAGAUGCACUCAAGUCAUUCGGUACUCUUUGAGAGAGGACGAGGAGGAGGGCAAGUUGUGCAGGAUGACUUGAACCGGACAGUUUUCAACUUUUGCAGUAAACGCUUAAAACAGAGAAGAAAAUGCACUGUUUCAUAACUUUAAGAGGCUUGGGACUGAACAUGUAAUAAGGAACAGACAAGAAAAAACACGCUCUGAAAUAAAACACACAAGGUUGUCAUUGUGCUGACAUGUUCACCGUGCUAUGACCUAAGUGAAUUGCUGAACUGAAAAUAGCACAAAACACGAUUACAGUUUAUCACUAUAGAAGUUUACAUAUUUCUAGUUAGAGCAGCAUUCGCAUCUGUGUAAAAUAAAAAUACACUUAAAUUAAGGAAGAGCUACAUUACUCGUGUCAAGCCAGUUCAUUCUUUUUUUUUUUUUACUUGAUGCUAGUAUCGGAACAGGAAAAAAAAGCAAAAUCCUUUAAUUGCAGUACUGUACUAAGAAAUAAUAGCUUUUAUAAUUCACAACAAACCACAUAGCUUGCAAAAAAACACACAAAAAAUACAACAAAAAAAAAUCAAGAGAAUGUAACUCAACCACUGACUUUUCUUUUUAGAACAUAUUUGAUUGCAUUUUGAAAUCCCCUCAUCCACCACAACCUCAUCAUUGUCAUAUUGGAGAAAAUAUUGUUAGUGCUUGAACACAGAGUAGAUUAGUACGCUUGAAGCUUGUCUUUGUCUUCUGGAUGUCAAAGCAAAGAUAUCCUUUUGUUAUAAACGAAAGCACUAUGCUGUUGGAUAAAGGAAGAGCCUUCUGACAUUAUAUAUAAAUGAUAUAUGUAUAUAUUAAAAAGGGGUACAAAAACCUUUUUUGGGGGCACUCUACCUUACCAACAAUAAAUUUUGCACUAUGGGACGUUCAUGGCGUGAGGAGGUAAAGUGUUUGUUUGUGUUUUUACCAAGCACAAGAGAGCUUGUACAGUAUAGGAUUAAAAAGAAAUAUUCAAGCUUCUGGUGAUAAACCAUAAACUAGAGAGGUUAUCACUUCUUUUUUGAUACCAUCACACUUUCCUGACUUUGUCUGAAGCGGGGGCCUGUCCAUACACUCACACACUUGUAUCCAAUCUGGAACCUGGACGUACUGUACCAGCGGCCUGAAAGGCCUCCAUGCCCAUUUUGGGUGAUAAGUCUUGUGUGUAAUAAGUGUCUGGAUCAACGAACAUAGAAUGCUUUAACUGGAAAUGGCCCGCCCAUCAUCUUUAAUCUGUUAACAUGUUAGAGAGACUACAUACUUUUGACUUAAAUAAUGUGUCGACUGUCUUGCAUAGACGUGUUUUUGCCUUUGUGUGUAUUUUAAGUGAAAGCACCCAUAUACGAAUGGGAGGAGUAUCCAGGGAUUGUUAGCCAAAGUAGAGGAUGACAUGUUGUGUGCUGUAACUGUUGUGAUCGCAGGAAUAUGCUAGAACAUUUCAAAGGGAGGAAAAAAGUGUGGUUUAGGGGCAGUGGUUGAAAAAAUUCAAAUGGUCAAUUUUCUAUUUAUUAAUAUUAAUUACAAUGCAUUUCAAAGUCUGUCUACCUCACUUCAGCCUUCUAAAAUCUUUGCUUUUGUUAAACAAAAAAAGGAAAAAUGUCAUCAAAUAAUCUGUGCAUACAUGUAACUCAUACGAAUCUCCCCCCAUCCCCUCCAAAAAUGUAGAUGAAAACCACAGGGUCCCCUUGCUCUCAGGUUCAGAGUGAGUUAUCGACAGAGUGACUGAUGGUAGCGGCUCUGGUAAUGUGUGGUCAAGAGAAAUAAUUAGCUGUGCCCGCGUCUGUGGCUUAACUAUGGUUAAAGCUGUUGAGAAGUUGCAUUUUGAAUUUUAGUGUUUGUAUACUGGUAUGUGUGAGAGUUUUUUCAUAUAAAUAUAUGAGAGUAAAAAAUCUCUAUGUAAAUACCUACCCAAAUGUUGACAUUUAUGAUGUUUUGGACAGGUUCACCGCUUCUAACGUUUUUUCUCACUUUUCCCCUUCAUUUCCCCGUUCUUUGUGUAGUUAAAAAAUAUCACCCCAAGUUUGUAGUUUAAUGGUUGUGCAUAUGAAUAACUGUUCAAUUAUUUUUUGUCUUUUGUUGUUUAUUUACUGUCAUUUUUCUUUUGUACAAUAAAUCAUUUAUUUAGCUUA
This is a messenger RNA of Mugil cephalus (flathead mullet), 4905 nucleotides long. RefSeq names its product growth differentiation factor 11 (gene gdf11). The transcript is spliced from 3 exons. Lineage: Eukaryota; Metazoa; Chordata; Actinopteri; Mugiliformes; Mugilidae. Gene Ontology annotation, molecular function: growth factor activity; cytokine activity. Bases 630 to 1799 code for a protein of 389 amino acids. Gene Ontology annotation, cellular component: extracellular region. Gene Ontology annotation, biological process: SMAD protein signal transduction. The record is from RefSeq and is a predicted model, not a curated record.